Molecule: messenger RNA, 2939 nt
Organism: Dermacentor albipictus
Lineage: Eukaryota; Metazoa; Arthropoda; Arachnida; Ixodida; Ixodidae
Product: orphan steroid hormone receptor 2-like
Biological process (GO): cell differentiation; regulation of transcription by RNA polymerase II; anatomical structure development
Molecular function (GO): zinc ion binding; nuclear receptor activity; RNA polymerase II cis-regulatory region sequence-specific DNA binding
Source: RefSeq, a predicted model, not a curated record
UUUAUUUUAAGGAAAACUGAAAUUCGCGCUAGUCCACCAAGCCGACUUUCGUAAAAUGGCGCCCUUAUGCAUUUUGACAACCUUCACUACGAACAACUUCAAAGUGAGCGGGCUUGUGUUAACGUGGUAGCCAGCGCCACAUAUGGGUCGCCAAGAAAAACUCGCGAUGUCCAGGCCUGGCGGGGCUGGCCUUUGACCACGGGCACGGAGUGAGAGAGAGAGAGGCCGGCGGUUUCGCCAAGUUUCGCGUGAUGCGGAGUGGAGGGUCUGUUUGAAUGGGUGCGGCAUUCGCUUCCUUUCGUCUUCGUGUCCCAGGCCAUGUGUUCGGGGAGCCUAGAAACGCCGCCAUAAACACGCCACGACUUCCGGCCCGACGCUUUGGGACUCCGACACUCUUCGAACCCUUCCGCCUCCGCCUAGCCCGUCGAAAGCUCCCCGAGGUUCGGGUGGUUGGUCCGGAGCGCGAAAGAUCGCCCUCCCGCGUCGGCGUGACGUCUCCGGUCGGCCAGGCCAAUGGGAUAUUUGCUAAAUAUUUGCGUGCGCAGCGGUUUUAAAGGUCAUGAACUCUAACCUUCCCGUGUCGCGGAGACUUCGACGACGCUGCCGCCGGAGCAACAAGCCGCGGCGCGCCCGGGUACCGCUACGCCGCCCGCCUAGCGUGACGACGACUCGCUUGGGGUCACACCGCCGGCGCAGCAGGCAAGGUCAGUUGCGUGGUCGCCGUGCCCUUUGCGCCUGGAGGAAAGUCGCCCGUGCAACCUGUGACAACCGGCCUGCGGCGGUCAGCUCGAGGGCCAGCGAGCUCGGCGCAGCCACAGAGGUGCGCGUCAGCUGCACGCGUGUGCCGCCUGCCCGUCGUGCUGCGCUGACCCGUCGCAGCACUCCGGCUGUCAUCGCGCUGCCAGCACCGUCGCCACAGAGCAGCAUUUCAACCAAGCGGUGCAGCAUGCAGUGCUGAAGGCAGCACUUGAGGAGUCCAGUCAAUGGCGUCAGUGGACUCUCAAGACAGUGUGGAUGUCAAGGAGGAGCGACGCAGUCCUACGUCGCUGGCUGGGGGAUCAGACAAUGGGAGCAGCCCUGGAAGCCCCGAGUCUGGUGAAACCCAGGAAAACGGCGCAGCGCUUGGUGCAGAGUGGCUUGCGCUGCGGUUGCAUGAACUGCAAGAACCGCGGCGUGGUGCUACGGCGGCCACAGCAUCUGUGCUUCCCGCGUCGAACGUCAUCGAACAGUGCGUGGUGUGUGGGGACCGGGCGUCAGGGCGUCACUACGGUGCUGUGAGCUGUGAGGGCUGCAAAGGCUUUUUCAAACGCAGCAUCCGUAAACAGCUAGCUUACACAUGUCGUGGCAGCCGGGACUGUCAAGUGACAAAGCACCACCGGAACAGGUGCCAAUACUGCCGGCUACACAAGUGCCUCUCCAUGGGCAUGCGCGCCGACUCUGUGCUGCCCACACCCCUCACCUCUCUCCCUGACCCCACAACUGCUGUGACCUACCCUGCCCCCUUGCUGCUGACGGCAGUCUCACACACAAUCCCCGGUGGUGGUUCUACACUGAGGCUUUCACGCCACAGGGUGGAAGCUGUGCAGUCGGAGCGCAAGCCCAGCGCAGAUUCGGCCAGCCGAUGUGAAAAAGGUGCAAGCACACUCCUCACAUCUGUGGGUGGCCUCUCAAGCCACGCAGUGAACAUGGCUCAUAGGCAGGUGCCGCACGCAACAGGCCCCGCACAGCACGAACAGCAGAACUCAAAAGCAAGCAGCAACAAGGAUGGUCCUAUCCCGGUGGGCACCAGUUGGGCACCUUGGGACGAAGAUGGCGAAGACCAGGCUGCUGAUGAAGAGUCAUACUCAAGGUCGAGACUGAGCCCAUCGUCUGGACCCCUGAUCUCAGAGGAGCAGGCUCUCUUUCGUGUGACCCUUCCAACGACUCCGUUGGGUGGUGCACUCAAUGUGCAUUACGUCUGCGAGAGCGCCUCCCGCAUCUUGUUUCGCUCGCUCUUAUGGACACGUACCUUGCCGGCAUUUGAGGAGCUGCCGGCAUCGCUCCAACUGGCACUGGUGCAGUCAGCGUGGAGUGAAAUUUUCACCCUGGGGCUGCUCCAGUGUGCAGAGCAGAUGCAACUCUCUACACUGCUGUCAACGGUGGUGACACACCUGAACGCCAAGGGUGGCCCUGCCAGUGAUAUCAUGGGCAGCUCUCAGCGUGCCCAGGUGUCCGAGCAUGUGGCUUCUCUGCAGCGCCUCCUCAUGGCAGCGCAAAGGUUGCAGCUCGAUGACCAGGAAUAUGCCUUGCUAAAGUCUCUGGUGCUUUUCUGCCCUGACCGGCCCGGCCUGGGGCCGGAGUGGUGCGCACGCCUGGAGCGGCUCCAGGAGCGCACCUGCCGGGAGCUCGAGUUGCACUCAAGUGCCACCGGUGGGACCUGGAGUGGGAGCCGUGCGCACCGGCUUUUGUUGCAGCUGGCACCCCUACGUGCCUUGCAGCCCUCGCUGACCGAGGACCUCUUCUUUGCGGGCCUCAUUGGUAGCGUGCGCAUCGGCAGCAUCCUGCCUUUCAUCUUGCGCAUGGACCCUCAGCAGCUCGAGCGGGGCAUGAAGUCUGAUGCAGUAAGCUGAGCAGUGCUUCCUUUGAAGACUAAGGGUGCCUUUCUACUGCAGCCAGGAGUGCCUUUAUUCAAAAGUUGUCACGAACCCGGUGAUAUACUCAAGUCAAGUGCAGAUAUUAAAGAAAAAAAGAUAUGCCUGGACGGGCAACAUUUCCAAGAAACCUACUGACCGUGAUGUUCAUACACAUAUUUUUAUUCCUGUAAAGCACAAGCCAAGUUUGCGCUUUGGAACAUUUCUUAUACACAUAUGUUGCACACAUAGCAGCGCCAGUACGACGAAUUCAACACACGCAAUGUUCUUAUGUAAAAAUGAAAACAUUAAAAUCGUACAUAUAUAUUG